Molecule: messenger RNA, 2545 nt
Organism: Varroa destructor (honeybee mite)
Lineage: Eukaryota; Metazoa; Arthropoda; Arachnida; Mesostigmata; Varroidae
Product: FAD-dependent oxidoreductase domain-containing protein 1-like
Biological process (GO): mitochondrial respiratory chain complex I assembly
Cellular component (GO): cytoplasm
Source: RefSeq, a predicted model, not a curated record
AUUAUUCAUUUGAGCCCUUAUAAAAAACAUGAGCUACCUUUGAUAAGGCAAAUGUUGCUUUCUGUAAAUAUGAGAAACGAUCUCAAUCGACAUCAACUAAGGUCCAAGCAAUGCAAAUAGUUAACUCUCGAUAGAAGUAAGGUCCCACUACCGGCUCGAAAACAUCGACUUGAUGUCCAUCAAAUUUAGGGCCUCAAAUGGCACCGCGUAUCACUGCUUGCACAUCGCGGCUUUACAUAUGUGCCAAAGCUACUGUUCUGUGGUGGUACAAGCCGUGAAAGAAGCCGCACAUUCUACUUUGUGAUUAUUGGUUGAACCGUGUGAUUCCACUAUCCAUAAGACUUCUCAGGGUUAUCCUCUCCAAAGCUUGUAAGCUUGGCAGGGAAAGCUAAGAUUAAGAGACGGAUAAUGUUACUGAAUACGACUGCGCUCUUUUACACAAUACAUGUUGUAAAAUGUAAUUGAUACUGAUGGUAAAUUAGCUGGCAGCGGUGUAAUUUAUGAAGAGGGAGGUGAAUCUGUUUUUGUUGUUUUCUUGCUUUUCGCUUACAAGUCAAUUUCGAAAUCUUUAUGCACAGCUUCGAAGCUACCGUCAACCUUUGGGAUGCAUUUACGUUUAUACAUAAAAAAAACUGUGCAACGAGAACUAGGGAACAGAUUCCGACAGUAAAAGAAAGGUCUUUUAUAAAGAACUUCAUGGUUACGCGAAAGGCCUCUAACAUUAAAAUUAGUUUGGUGAGUUCCAGCUAUCGUGUGAUGGCGCCUUGUAUUUAACCCUGGCGCUCUCCUAUAGUGGUCAAAGGACCAAAUGCACAGUGUUUGAAUCCAUACAAAAUACACAAUAACAAAAGUGCACCAGUAAUUUCACUACUGGAGAGAAUCUUAAUUAAAUUUUUCUCGACUGAUCCCAGAGGAUACUUGAAAAAGUGAAAUUUGGUUGCCAACAUAUGAGCAGCCAUGCUUGUACUUCCGCGAAUAGCAGUACAAUGCCCUCGGACAUUCUCAAGAUCCAUUCUACAACGAAUGGCCCGUAGCCUUUAUAGGGACGCUGGCAGCGCUAGAAAUCGAAAGGACCCAGGUUUUGUUUGUGAAAGUGAAAAAGAUUCUAAGCGAUCCUCCUUUGUGGAGAAGAUCAACCGACAGAAAGGUGACUAUCUGGGAAGACUUCGCGCUGAGAUCGAUAAGUAUAGCGGCAAACGGAAAAAGCAGCUUGCACCGCCCGAAACAGACAUUCUGAUCGUCGGUGGAGGCAUUAUUGGAUCGAGCAUCGCAUAUUGGAUAAAAAAACGAGCACCAGCUACAUAUCAUGUCACCGUAGUAGAAAAAGACCCGACGUAUCAACGGUGCGCGACUACCCGAAGCGCUGGCGGAGUUCGGCAGCAGUUCUCGUUUAAAGAGAAUUGCCAAAUGGCAAUGUUCGGAGCGGAAUUUCUGCGCGAUUAUAGGCAUUACCUCGGCGAGGACGCACCUGAUCCCCAGUUCAACCCAGAGGGUUAUCUGUUUAUCGCAGAUACUGAUGAGAGAGCUAUGCAGAUGGAGCAGAAUGCCAGGACGCAACGAGAGUGCGGGGCGCGUAUCGAAUUGAUGUCGCAGGAAACAUUGAAGAAACGGUUUCCAUUUAUUAAUAAUGAAGACGUAAAGCUGGCAUCGUAUGGCCUACAGAACGAGGGCUGGUUUAAUCCGUAUGCACUGUUACAAGGACUCAAGCAGUACAACCUUCGGCAUCAGACGGGUUACAUCAAUGCCGAAGUUGUUGACUUCCGUUUUCGUACGAUACAUGACUGCGUGGGACCUGAAGUGUAUGAGCCCACAAACCAUGUAAUCCUUAAGGAUUCGAACGGUGAACUUCACGAGAUGAUAUUUAGUAUUAUAAUAUUAGCCGGAGGAUCCCAAACGGCAGAACUUUGUCGCUUGCUUCGUAUUGGUACAGGAACAGGUAUCAGAGGGGUACCCAUUCCCAUUGAACCCCGCAAAGGAGCCAUAUAUACUUUCCAUGCGCCGGAAGCGCCUAUCGUCGGCUUUCCAUUCCUUGUCGACCCGACUAGAACGUACUGUCGGCGAGAAGGUUUGGGUGGAUAUUUUAUCUGCGGGCGAAGCCCUGACCGCGAACACAACGGGCAGUGCGACGGCGAUCUGGAUAACGCCGAUGAGGGCUACUUUAAGGAGGUAUUGUGGCCUACGCUGACUAAUAGGGUUCCGGCGUUUAGCAACAUUAAGCCCAGUCGUUCGUGGUGUGGCUUCUAUGAUUACAACUAUCUUGACGCAAACGCCAUUAUUGGCUGGCACCCGUACUACCACCAUGUUAUUAUCUGCUCGGGAUUCUCUGACUACGGACUGCAGAUGGCGCCGGCAGCAGGACGGGCUGUUAUGGAGAUGAUCAUUGAAAGCGAGUUUACCUCGAUUGAUUUGAGAAGACUCUCUUUCGAGCGUGUCAUGCGCUGCGAAGGGUUACGAGAAUAAGAAAUAGUCUAUUCAGUUUGGCCGGUAUUAAUGAAGGAAACUGACUCUGUCGUCCUCUAAUAAAGACACCUGGAUCAUUUAUAAG